Messenger RNA from Moesziomyces aphidis, 2904 nucleotides. The record is from the annotation of a GenBank genome assembly. NCBI's taxonomy places the organism in Eukaryota, Fungi, Basidiomycota, Ustilaginomycetes, Ustilaginales, Ustilaginaceae.
AUGGAGGACCUUCUCAAGGCGCUUCGCAACAUCGGCCUCGCGCUGCCGGAUCCAGAGCAGCUCCUCCAGCUCUCGGACCCAGACACCCAAGUCCAGGACAACCUUGCGCGCCACCUCUCCCUCACCCCUGCCAACAACGACCUUGUGCCCGACGAAGCCGAGCAGUCGGCAAACAGCACUGACGAUGCAGACAGCGAUGCCGACGAAGACAUCGGCAUCGAUCCGCUCGUAGACGCCGACCUCUUCAAGGGCGCCGUCCAGGCGCUGCUCGAGAACUACAACAAGGCCAUCGACAAGGAGCGUGACGCUCUCCGCAAGGAGACGGAAGCACUCGCAGCACCAAAGAAGCUCAAGGCUGUUCCACUCAAAGCGCUACUUGCGCGUCAGGCAGCCGAAGUCAAGAAGCGCCAAGACGAGGUGUACGUUGCUGCGCACGACCCCGAGUCCGGCCGCAAGCGCAGGCGUGUCUAUCUCCCGAGGCAGACGUUCGACGGCGCAGGCAGCUAUGCCUCCGACAAACCGCUCGCCGAAUUGGCGCGGCUCGAUGCAGAUGAGCUCGAAGCUCCAAAGCGUUUCACCGGACGAUACAUCCUGUGCAAGGUCGCUUCCAGCCUCAAUCUGUACGUCGGCUGCACCUUCAUCGGCCUCCUUCCCUCGGGCAACGCACUGCCCAUCACCAUCGCGCAUUUCACCUCCGACCUUCACCUCAGUGGCGAGCAGCUCGACGCAUUGCUUCCCGUUGGCACUGUGCUGGCUGUCCGCGAACCGUUCGUAAGCCUCAACCACUUUGCAAAGGGCGGGCCGUGCCAAGCCGGAAAGAGCGUGCCGGGUGUCCGUGUGGACACGCCCACCGACGUGCAUGUCCUAGACCGUCUCAGCAAUGCAGACGCCAAGAUCCUCGAUGCGGUACAGUGGAAGGUUGACGUAGCACAGGACAAGGACGAGCAUUUCAGCGACUUGGGCUCGCUACUCCGAGACUCGCCGGCAGCUUGCAACUCUAAGGGUUGCCGCUGGCUGCAAGACGGUCCGCUCUCGCGCGCUGUCGCUUCCACGUCGCUGGACCGCGUAGCCGACCAAGUGCAGGGCCUCGACACAGAGCAGCGAAACAAGCUCAGCGCCCGCACGCGGCAGCUCAUCCAGUCGCUGCUCAGUGACGACCGACCCGGCGCAGCGUACCGCGAACUGUGUGCCGCCCGUCUCGUCCGCCUUCCCACCUCGACCUCCGCCUCGGCCAUUGCGGAAAACCUCGAGCUUGAAGCCGAAGUGCUACACCGCCUGUGCAACUACGAGACGAGUCGAUUGGCGUACGAGGCGGCGCUCCAAGCGUAUGCUCCCGCACAGCGCGCUGCGGCCCAAGACCGCAUCCUGGAGAAGCUCACCGCGGUGCGUGCAGCCCAAAAAGCGUCCGCGCUCGGGCCGAGCCACGAAAACGUCUGGGGCUACUACUUUGACUCGCAAUCCUAUGCCACGCCGCGCUUCGACAUGCAGGACUGGCUCGGACCUGUUGCGAUCCAGGACAUCCCCGGUGCAGGCCGUGGACUGGUGCUCACUCGCGAUGUCGAAGAGGGCGAGCUGCUGCUGUGCUGCAAGGCGGCUGCGGCGAGCUAUGCCGCCGACCGCGGAUGCCGCGGUGUGAAUCUCCUCCGCUACUCGGUCGAAUCGGGCGUAACAAGUACGACGACGCAGGUGCUGGCGGCGACGAAGAGCAUCCAUGCCAUCAUCGAUCGGCCCCAGCGAUGGACUCUGCCGAUUAUGGGGCUGACUGCUGGACCGGACGUCGAGUACUCGCGGUGGGUCGCACAGCCCUACCCGGCCCCAGAGAAGCGAAGCUACGCGGAUGCAGCAAGCGAGCCUGACCACCUCGCCACGCUUAUCGCCGCUUGCACCGUUGAUGCAUCGGCGAAAAGGACCGAAGAGCAACGGUGGAAGGAGACAGUCCUCGAAGGCGCUGCGAGGCCGGCGAUUGACUCGAGCUACGUCGACGGUGUGCUGCGAUUCAACGCGUUCGGUCCCGCUGCCAACCCGGGCGGCAAAUCCGCAUCCUCCGACGCCGAUGAUGCCGCGCACGAUUCGGAGCUGUCGCGCUCGACCAUGGUGCAUCCGUUGCCGGCGAUUCUCAACCACGCCUGCUUGCCCAAUGUCUCGUCGGUAUUCUUCGGCGACAUUGUGACGACGCGCGCACUGCAUCCGCUCAAGCGCGGCACCGAGAUCAUGCAUCAGUACGUCAAGGGCGAGCAGCCGUGGCUCAUCCGACGCUCGCAGCUCUCCAAGCACGGCUUCAAGUGCAGCUGCGGCAUUUGUGUGCUCGACGAGCGCGAUGGAGAGGAGCGUGUGCGCGAGCGCGGCCAGAUCGUGGGCGGAUCCCUCUCCAUGCUGCAAGAACGCAGUCGCAUCGUCCUCAAGUCGUCCACCCAGCCCGAUGCCAGCAGGGACAAGGAGGUGGAGGACCACAGGGACCUGGCAGAGUCGCUGCAGGAACUCGUGGAAAAGGUUCAGGCGACGUACGAUGCAUCGCGUCCGAUCCUGCGUCCGGACCUCAUGAAGAUCCUCCAGCUGCAAGCACUGCACCAGAGCCACUACGACAUGGAUGCCGCCAUCGCCACCGAGCUGCAGGCACUCGAGUCCGUGGGAUGUACGGUGGCAAAGGAUAAUGCACAUGGGAGAGUGCUUGACCAGCUGCCGUCGCUGCAUUUCGACGGAGGCAUCACCUCGAUGCUCACGCUCGCCAAGUUCAUGCUCGCUGAUCCAAGCAGGACCGACAGCAAGAAGGAGGCGCGCAGAUGGGUCGAACAGGCUUUCUAUACGCACCAGUGCACGAUCGGUGGCGGUCUCGACAUCUUUUUGGAUCGUUGGCUCGAUGCUUUCCCCGACCUCCCCUUUCGAGACUGGCUGCCGCGUUGCUAG